Molecule: messenger RNA, 570 nt
Organism: Phaeoacremonium minimum UCRPA7
Lineage: Eukaryota; Fungi; Ascomycota; Sordariomycetes; Togniniales; Togniniaceae
Product: putative cytochrome p450 protein
Exons: 2
Coding region: 1-570 (189 amino acids)
Molecular function (GO): iron ion binding; heme binding; monooxygenase activity
Source: RefSeq, a predicted model, not a curated record
AUGUCAGCAGCACGCUCUACGUAUGCUCGCAGCACCUGGUACCGUGCUAUGCGCCUCGAUCCCUACCAUGACACAAUGGGCAGUGUCCGAGAUGUCGAUAUCCACGAUGCUUUGAAAACCAAGACAGCUGCUGGCUAUGCUGGGAAAGAGAACCCAGCCUUGGAGUCUGGUAUCGACUCGCAAGUAAAGGCCCUCGUCAAUUUGUUGAAGAAAAAAUACCUGUCUAGCAGCGAAAAAUUGCGGCCAGCUGAUUUUGGCAAGAUUGGCCAGUACUUUACGCUUGACACCCUCACAUCUGUGGCGUUUGGUGAACCAUUUGGAUUUCUCACUAAAGAUGGAGACGUCCACCAGUAUAUCAAGACGACCGAGGACUUGGUCAACUUGAUCCCAACCUUUGCCGAGAUCCCAUGGCUGCAGAGAAUCUUUCUAUCUGAUUGGAUGCUGCGCUUGAUUGGGCCAAAGGAGACAGAUGAUAAAGGUGUUGGGAAGUUAAUGGGGGUGGCGAAGGUUAUGGUGACCGAGCGAUUUGGACCCGAUGCAAAAGAUCACAAGGACAUGCUUGUUAGUUGA